Molecule: messenger RNA, 4371 nt
Organism: Parascedosporium putredinis
Lineage: Eukaryota; Fungi; Ascomycota; Sordariomycetes; Microascales; Microascaceae
Source: the annotation of a GenBank genome assembly
AUGGCGCCGGCUAUAGGAGGAUUUCAGGACGUGAGCGAUACCGAAGACCGCGACAAGGCGCACUUUAGCGAUGAGGAACCGCCGCCGAUCCGGGACGCUCCUCCGUCCAAAUACUUCCUUAUCCGACAGGACGUCGAGCUGGAGAUCAACUUCCUAGAGCGCAGUGUCAAAGGCAAGACGGAGAUUAUGGUUCACGGACUUGAUGGCUCAGCGCUCCAGGACAUUGCCAUAGACGCUCGACAGUGCACAAUCGAGACGGACAAGAUCACAGUACAAAAGUAUCGCAACGGGCAACCCCUCGGCCCCCAAACUCGAGACACCGACCUACCGGCGGAAGACAGGAGGGCGGCGGGCUGCACACCAGUGGACGGAUCGCUGCAAAUCAAGAUCAAGCCCGACGACACACCCGGGAACCAGCGCAUCAUUGUGCGGAAGCCUUCGGCAAACGGCGCCAACUUCUCACUAGAUGGGCGGGCGGAUGACGAAACGUCAUACCUCGUCUCUAUCCCCUUCGAGACCAAGGACAUGCGAGACGGUUUACAUUUCGUUGGGAUCGAGCCUGGUGAUAUGCGGUAUCCUCACGCGUACACGCGACAUUCCUACGAACCCGGCACCGCUUGCUCCUUGUUCCCCUGUAUCGACGACGCGGGCGCCUUGGGAGACUGGAAAAUAUCGAUAAAAUGCCCCAGGACUCUCGGCGACGUCCUCCAUCAGCCCCUCGUGACCCAACGACAGGCCAACGGGAACGGUGGUGGCGACGACCAGUCUGCGGACGCCACGGCGGUGGAGCACGUGCUCAGCGAGGAAGACAAACUGCUGGAGAUGACUGUCGUCAUGACGUUUGAGGCCGAAAAGGCCACAUCGGUCCAUAACAUAGGCUUUGCUGUUGGCCCUUUCGAACACGUUGACCUGUUCUCCGAUUUCCGCACGGAAGAAGACGACGAGAAGCUCGGCGCGAGCGCCCUCAAAAUCCACGGCUACUGCCUGCCCCGGCGAGCAGAUUGGGUCAGGAAUACCUGCGUCGCUCUCGCCACCGCUGCCGACUAUUUAUCCCUUACCUUUUCCGGUUACCCUUAUGACAGCUACAAGCUCUGCUUCGUGGAGGAUCUUCCCGAAGAUACGCUACCCCUCUACUCCUUCUCCUUCAUUUCCACCCGACUCCUGUAUCCUGAGAGGAUGAUCGACACCGAAGUCGACGUCACCCGUAUGCUGGUGCACAGCCUCGCCACCCAAUGGAGCGGCAUCUGCGUCCUGCCAAAUACGCGUCGAGACCGCUGGGUAACGACGGGCAUCGCUUAUUACAUGACGGAUCUCUUCAUGAAGAAGAUUUGCGGCAACAACGAAUACCGUUUCCGGAUUAAAGUCGCCGCGGACAAGCUCGUCGAGAUGGACGUGAACCGCCCUUCGCUCUACGAUCUCGGCCAAUACCUGCACGUGGGCGAUUUCGAGAGGGAGUUUAUGGAUUUGAAGGCACCGCUGGUGCUCUUCAUCCUCGACAAGCGCAUCGUGAAGGCGACGAGCGGUUCGCACAACCUGACGCAGAUCCUCUCGCGACUCUUUACGAAAGCCAAGAUUGAGGGUGAUAACGUCAUCACAACCAAGAGUUUCCGCAAGCUAUGCGAGAAGUCGUCCAAGUACAGCCUCGACACGUUUUGGGAGCAGUGGGUAUUUGGAUCCGGAUGCCCACGCAUCCAGGUCACGCAUCGAUUUAACAAGAAGCGACUGUGUGUCGAGAUGACGAUUAGCCAGGUGCAGAGCGACGAGGAUGCCACGCGCAAGGAGAUGCUGCCCUCUGACUUCCUGCGUGCCGUCAAGGAGAAGCAGUACGGAGUUGUUGCCGGACCGGUGCAGCCGCUCUUCACGGGCCCCAUCACGAUACGCAUCCACGAGGCGGACGGGACCCCGUACGAGCACAUUGUCGAGAUCCGGGAGGACACGGCGCAGAAGCGCAUGGUGAAGUUUGACAUUCCCUACAACACCAAGUACAAGCGCCUCAAGAGGCGCCGCGAGAAGAAGCAGGCGAAUGCGGGUGCCGCCGCCGAGGCAGCGGCGGCCGGCAAUGACGAAGGCUUCCUCUACUGCUUGGGCGACACGAUCAGCGCACCGGGUGACAUGGAGCGGUUCCUAGCGGAGGAGUACAACGAGGCAACGGAGCGGCAGAUGGACGCGGAGUCGUACGAGUGGCUGCGCGUCGACACCGACUUUGAGUGGCUCUGCUCCAUGAAGGUCGGCAUGGCGCACUACAUGUUCGUGUCGCAGCUGCAGCAAGAUAGGGACGUCGUUGCCCAGGAAGAUACCCUCCUCUACAUCCAGCGGGAGACGCCGCAUCCGGUGGCCUCGACUGUGCUGGUCAGGACGCUGAUGGACAUCAAGUACUUUCACGGGAUCCGCACGAUGGCGGCCGAGCUCCUCCGAAGUCAAUGUAAUGAAGCCAUGGGCAUGCGCGGCAUGACGCAGCUGGAGAUGGCGUUCCGCGACCUGUUUUGCAUCCCUGGGACGAACACACCCAAGCCCAACGACUUCUCGGAUAAGCGGCAGUACUUGGUGCAGUGCGCCAUCCCCGAGUCCCUAUCCCAGGUGCGGGACAGAAAUGGCAAAUGCCCGCUCCAUAUCAAGCGCUUCAUCCUAGACAUCCUGCGGCUGAAUAACAAUAGCCAAAACGACUUCAACGAUGACAUGUACGUGGCGAAGCUCAUUUCGUCCGUGGCCAACUCCCUCAUCACAAACAGUGAUGCCCAGCAGAGCAUGGCGUUUACGUUUGACGAGGACGAGGCGGACACGGAACGGGAGGAGCAAAAGUUUAAAGAGGAGGCUCUGGAGGAGAUUAACCGCCACCUUCGGAGGGACGAGUGGUCACAUUCCCACCAUAACGUCUGGACAGUUGCGGGCCUGGACGCGAAGCAGCGGCUCAUGAAGGCAGGCGUGAUCCCCGUCGAUGGGCUGGACUUUGUCAAGUACCUCCAGGACGCGACGUACGACGGGGUGAGGAUCAAGGCGUGGGCGGCGCUGGUGGAUCUCGGAUUCAUGAUUGAGCCCGUCAUCUUUAGGCUCUUCAUGUGUUGCCUCAGCACGGACAGGUCGCCGUAUGUGCGAGACCGGCUGAUGAAGAUAUUUUGCGAGGGCCUGGCGACCAUUGCCUUUGGCGAGUACGCGAAGCCCAAGACGUCCGCGGGGCCCUCCGCCAACGGAGCGGCGGCGAUUAAGAGCGACCCGGACCUGGACAUGGCGGACGCCGACGACGACGGGCUCGUGGUAGUUAAUAACGAAGCUACAGAGCGCGCUCACAAGGCGCAGCAGGAGCUCGCGAGGCGCAAGAGGGACCUGGACCUCGCGCUCGGCGCGCUCAAGAAGGAGAUGGAGUCGACGUACGUGGACGUGGAGAGGGAGCUGCAGCGGGCCGUGUGGAAAGCGAUAGACUCGCCGGCCAUGGGCCGCACCGAGAGGGUCACCCUGCUCGAGCUGUGCGCGACCAUGUUUGACGAAGCGGAUCGCUGGAUCAUUGCGUUGCAGUAUCCGAAGCGGUGGAAGGUUUCUCGUGGCCCUCACCAUCGCGCUUACCCUGCAAGCUUAAAGGUCACCUUCAAAUCCUACUAUCGCACCAAGCCGGUGCACUACGAGCCCAUCCCGGCGGUAGUACCAGCGGCGCCUGCGCCCGCGCCCGCGCCCGCCGAGCCGAAGAGACCACUCAUCCUUGCGCGCUCGUCGUCCAUCAAGGUCAGCCGCCCGUCCAUCUCGGCAACGCCACGCGGACUCCAUCGUGGCAUCCCCGCUUCGGCAGCGGCGGCAGCGUCGGCGGUGGCGGCCACGCCUAAGCCACAAAUUGAGCGCAAGAACACGCUGUCCAUCUCGACCACGUCGUCGAACAAGUCGGCCAAGCGGCCCCGCGAUAAGCUUCAAGAGGGCCAGCUCGCGGGGAGCCCGGCGCCCAAGAAGGCCAAGAUUGACGGCAAGGUUGCUCUCAAGAACGAGAAGACGCCCAAGGGCGACAAGUCGUCCAAGUCGGGAGCUGCGGUGGCGGCGACGCCCGCGGCUGCCGCUACCGCGUCGACAACGACACCGAGAAUGGGCACGCCCUCGAAGCGGUCGCGCAUCGUCACGCUCAGGCACCCGCGCUCCGCGAGGUGCUCAAAAGGUGCUGCUCAAGCAGAGCCUCAAGCUCGGCUCGUCAUCCUCGUCGUCGAGCAAGGCCGCGGGCAGCUCCUCCUCGUCUCCGUCCAAGGCGUCGAUCCAGGCCAAAUCGGCGAGGAAACCCCUGCCCAUGGGGCCGGCUGGAUCGUUUUGCCAGCCGCCACGAACGGCGGGGAAGGGUUCCCUGCGCCGCCACGGCCAAAGAUUAUGCUCAAGUUGAAGCGUCCGGAUCCUCCGUCGUGA